Molecule: messenger RNA, 1196 nt
Organism: Acanthopagrus latus (yellowfin seabream)
Lineage: Eukaryota; Metazoa; Chordata; Actinopteri; Spariformes; Sparidae
Product: endonuclease domain-containing 1 protein
Exons: 2
Coding region: 1-915 (304 amino acids)
Molecular function (GO): nucleic acid binding; metal ion binding; hydrolase activity
Source: RefSeq, a predicted model, not a curated record
AUGCAUCUGCUCUGCACCUGCGUCCUGUCCUUCUCCCUGCUGGUGGCGUCCUCCCUGGUCAGUGCCAGUGUGUCCACCAGCUUCAGAGACUGCAGCCACUUUUUCUACAUGCAGACACCACCUGCAGGGAUGAAGGGAACCAGCCUGAGGAGGAUCUGCCAGAAGUAUGCAGACAAACUGCGCUACGCCACGCUGUACGACAGCAGUCGCCACCUCCCCCUCUACUCAGCUUACAUCUUUAAGAAGUCUGAUGGGAAGAGGAGGGUGGACACUCCCUGGAUGUAUGAGCCCCAGCUGGUUUCUGACGAUGAAGGUGGCAACAUGAGAGCACUUCCCCUGACUGAAGACACCCCCCCUCUGAUCGAGGACAGCCAGGCUGUGUUGGAGGACUACACAGAUGCGGUAGAUUACAGACGCAGCCCACUGAAUCCUGACCUGCACCAAUCAGAGCCAGGUGACAAGUCCUCCACGUAUACUCUGACCAAUGUAGUCCCACUGAUCACAAACGUCCUGGACACUUCCUGGAACCCGUACUUGGAUGUCAUCCGCCGUCGCCUCAACAACUUCUGCCACGGCAAAUCUUUCAUUGUGACUGGUGUGACCAUUUCUGGGGCGAGUGUCCAGAGAGAAAACAAGGACCGCCUGACCAUCCCAAAGCACAUAUGGCUAGCGUACUGCUGCCCGCGGUUCGACCGUAACUCUCCGUAUGAGGUAAGGUUCAUGUUCCCUGGUUAUGGGGGCUAUGCACUGAAUGAACAGACUGAGCAGAGUGUGGUUGAAGUUCCGCUGAAGACUCUGGAGAGCUUCUUGAAGAGCCAGACAGACAUAGACAGUGACUUGACUAUUUUCUACAGGGGCUGCGUUUCAGAAAACACCUUCAACAAGAAGAGAGACCUGACCAGUGUGUCAGUAUGAUGGGACGUAUGGAACUGUAGUCGUGGAUGAAGCUUUUAAUGGCAUCCACCUCCUGGAAAAAAGAGGAUUAACUUAAGAAAGCUAAAACAGAAGCAGUGUUAAGGAGGCCUGGCUUCUUGUGAUUUGGGAUUAAAUUGUGAUCACUGAGAAGGGAAAGAGCAAGGUCAGGAUAGCGCUUAGAUCUUGAAUGAAUUAUAUUGUUAUUUUGCUGAAACAAAGUUUCUUUAUCUCGAGAUCUUGAAUGAACUAUAUUGUUAUCUCGGGAAGACAAAGUUUCUUUA